Symbiodinium sp. CCMP2592 is the source of this 465-nucleotide messenger RNA. NCBI's taxonomy places the organism in Eukaryota, Dinophyceae, Suessiales, Symbiodiniaceae. The record is from the annotation of a GenBank genome assembly.
AUGCAUGUGGUAUACUUGGCAAUUGUUGGCGAUAUGCUCACGUCGCUGCUGUUCGACUUGACGGAUAGCGAGGACCACUUCCCUGGACGAUCCCGCGAAACUCGACUUGAAGAAAUCUGGAAUAUUUAUGACGACUGGUGUGGGCGCAGCAGCAUUCCGGACAAAAUCUCUCGACGCCUUUUCAGCACUACUUUUCUGAAAGCUGGGAAAUACCUGGAUAUCCCCCAGAAGGUCAUGUCGGCUGCAAGCGCAAGAUAUGCGAUCUUUUUUAUGGCUACCUUGAUGAGGCUGGUGUUGUCCUCGGGUGCUGCUGAAACCCCUGAGCUUCUUUGGAUGGCUGGCGUUUGCUGGGCAAUGGAAACGAUGGAAAGAUUGAUGAUCAAUGCAGGGCCUCGGGAUUUUUUCAGCAAGUGGUUUAUAUCAGAAUGCGAACAGACUGAUUCUAUCUGCUGCUCGUGUGUAUAG